Messenger RNA from Dermacentor andersoni, 2514 nucleotides. Its product is annotated as syntenin-1-like. Gene Ontology annotation, cellular component: plasma membrane; cytoplasm. Lineage: Eukaryota; Metazoa; Arthropoda; Arachnida; Ixodida; Ixodidae. The record is from RefSeq and is a predicted model, not a curated record. Gene Ontology annotation, molecular function: protein binding.
CGCGUGAUAAGCUUCGCCUGUGGCUUCGCUCUCGUCACUCGUGCCUUCCGACAACUGCCCUCCCCUUCUAGUCACGUGUGUGAGUCACUUGCGGCCGGAAAAAACGUAACGGGUGUGUGUGGUUCUUGCAUCGGCAGUCGUCAAUACAUUGAGGUAGGCGUGCGCGUAUCGCAUUUGACGUUUCUUCAGGAUCCUGGUGACGACGGAAAAGCUUGCCAGCCGCCAAGCUCCGUGAAGUCAACGCAACCGACGAAGCAUCUUCGCCCCUGUGCCGUUGCAAUUGUUUUGACUGUUCUUUGAAGCGCAGGACUGACGUAGAGCGAGGCAAGAUGUCGAGCCUGUACCCGACUCUGGAGGAUAUGAAAGUGGAUCACAUGAUCCAGGCGCAGACAAAGCCCCUGGAAUCGUCUGUCCCAGCAGCUCCAGUGGCAUCAGCUCCCCUUCCUUAUGGACUGUACCCAUCAGCACCAGUUGAUCCGGAGAAAUUUGAAACCCUUUACCCCACUCUAGAUGACUACAUGGGCCUCUCUCUGUCUCGGGAUGUCCCACCCGAAAUUACUGCUCUGGCAACCAUCUCCCAGAACCAAGUGGCAGUGCCACAGCCUGUGGGAACCGGCGGCUUCCUCUCAAACAUGGUCGCGCCAAUUUCGGGUUCCUCGGUUGGCCUGAAGAGGGCACACGUUAGUCAUGGGAUUCGUGAAGUCACCCUCUGCAAAGACAAGAAAGGCAAGGUUGGACUGCGUGUGCAAGCCAUCAACCAGGGCAUCUUUGUUGUGCUCGUCCAAGCCAACAGCCCAGCAGCCCUGGCAGGUCUUCGCUUCGGCGAUCAGCUGCUGACCAUUAACGAUGAAGUUGUUGCUGGUUAUUCGGUCGACAAGGUGCACACACUCAUCGUCAAGGCCAGCGCAGAGCGCAUCGUCAUGGCUGUCCGGGACAGGCCAUUUGAGCGCACAGUGACAAUGCACAAGUCAAGCACGGGCCAUGUUGGAUUUGCAUUCCGAGAUGGCCGCAUCAUCUCCCUCGUCAAGGACUCGUCGGCAACACGGAACGGCCUUCUAGUUGACCACCAACUACUUGAGGUGAACGGCCAGAACGUGGUGGGAGUCAAGGACCCCGAAAUAACAAAGAUUAUUGAGAGUGCAGGGAAUAUCAUCACGGUCACAGUGAUUCCAUCAUUUGUCUACGAUCACAUGAUCAAACACACAUCUGGAGGCAUGCUUAAGAAGCUGAUGGACCACUCGAUUCCGGACAUGUAAGAAGACCAUUGGCAGGCCUGUACACCAGAGUCCACCUUGCGUCCAGACCCUUCAUGCCAGGAUUUGGCGGAAUCCGGCCGUGCUCUAUUUUUAGCCGCAAACUGUCACUGCUUCGGCACUUAUCGAUGAGCCAUUUCUUUGUCAUUCCCCUCUAAUGGCAUGUGUAUCAUAUUUGAUGCUGUUUUUAUUUACAUAUAUUUUGCUAAAUAUCUAUUAUGGCUUGGCUGAAACCUCAUGUUUAAAGCUGUCGACUGUGAGCAAAAUGGUGAAGGGCUACAAAUGUUGCCUGCCAAAGAGCCUAUGAAGAAAGAGAGUGAUUAGGGUGUUAUGCCUUUCUCUUCACACUUGGCGUGUCACAAUUGGCAGUUACCCAUGUGUAAUGCGCACCCACUUUUUUUUUUUCUAUGUAUCAAUAGGCAUGCUGUGGCGUCGCGAGACAUUGUAUAUUUAGUUGUUGAGGGGCUUCAGUGGGUAAAAAGACAAGAACUGAAUUCUUCGCGAGGCUAGUGUGAGCACUGCUUAUAACUAUCGUGUCUUCUUGGAUCGGUCGUUCUGUAGCGAGGCGUGGUCAUUCGAUGAGAUCACAUUUACACAAGCUCUUUACAAAUGAAAUUAUUAAUUCAUGUAGUGUGGCUGCAAUGAAUCGAGAGAUCGCAGCGCAGAUGAGUUGUAGUGUCUGAAUAAACUGGUUUAACUUGUGGACAAAAUUUUAAUACAUGCAUAAAACUGUAGCAAUCAAUUUGUCGCCCUGUGCGGCUGACGAGGGGAGUGGUGCGUAGUAUUUAUUCUCUCUGUUGAUCUGUUUGUUUUACUUGCACAGAUUCAUUGCAUGAAGAUAUGAGUCAGCCUCAGUGCUGUGAUUGCCGACGGUAUGUUUUGCUCUAGCCAUUAUGGCUCCUUGAAAACAGUGCCAUGCCACAAACUUUGCUUGUGGCUUUAUCUGUCAGCUGCCAUUCAUGUUUCAAGUAUUAGAUGUUCCCGGCAGUCAAUGUGCUUGAAAUAAGAUGUGACCUAAUGAUGUGAUGUAGCAUUUUGUCUCUGAAUGUUAUGUUGCAUUGCUUAUUGAAUCCUUCUUAUUCAAACCUCUGUUUAUUCAAGUCGUCCUGGGUGGCACAAUGUCAGUGGCUGUGAUAGCGUCGCCCUUGACAAUGUUGAACCAGAGCCACGGAUGUUGUUCCCGUGCAUGGCAUUCAGGUACAUGCUGUGUGCAAUGUAUGGUUUUUUAACUAUACUAUAAAAAUACUUAAAUCACAUAUAA